Ramularia collo-cygni is the source of this 669-nucleotide messenger RNA. RefSeq lists its product as uncharacterized. Lineage: Eukaryota; Fungi; Ascomycota; Dothideomycetes; Mycosphaerellales; Mycosphaerellaceae. The transcript has a single exon. Bases 1 to 669 code for a protein of 222 amino acids. The record is from RefSeq and is a predicted model, not a curated record.
AUGCCUUCCACCACUGCCUCCGACGACUACGAGCACUGGCCCGACGACAGCAAGUACUGGUCCAAGGACGCCGGCGCGGCGCCAGGCUACGACGACAACAACGGACUUCAGUCUCACUCGUACCUCGCUGCCAAGUCUCCACCUCCCGCCAAAUCUCCUUCUCCCGCCGCGGAGGAGGAGAAGAGUGAGGCUGCUGAUGACGCCGCCGCUGCUCCGACCUUCUUCGCUCCUCAGCCGCUGUACAUCCCACAGCCAUCGAGCCUCGCUCACCCAACCCCACAGUUCUACUCUCACCCACAGCCAAUGUACGGCGCCUUCCCACCUCAGGGAUACUACACCUACGCCUCGCCCGUCCCACCCGUCGUCGUCGCGGCUUCCAAGCCCAAGACUCCCAAGCCAGCCGCUGCAGUCAUCACUGCUCCGGCUCCCGCCAACUACCACGUCUACACGCCAGCAUUCCAUGGGGCUCCCGCCGUCGAAGUCGAGGAGCCCAAGCAGCCACAGCCCAAUGUCUGGCAGGGACGUACCAAGGCUCAAGUCCAGGAAGACAACAUGAAGUACGCGAAGACCGAAGGUGCCUGGGACCCACGCAAGGUCGCUCCUGUCGGUCUCGCCGAUGAGCAAAUGUGCUGGGUCAUUGAGCUCGACGGUUCUCACACUCUGCGGUGA